AUGCAACCAACCCCCAAACCCACUGCCCAAGAAAACAACUUCCCAAAUUACCCUUCUUCUUCCCAAUUAAAACUCAAUCCAUUUCCUCCCCUCCCCUCCUCCUCCCUCCUCAUUCGCACCCUCCUCCUCCACGACACCCUCCUCGGCUCAGUCCGCCUCCUCCCCUCCCCUCCCCUCCCCUCCUCCGUCGCUGAGGUGGCGAUCCACGAAGCCCUGCUUACUUCCGGGUUCAGGACGACGAGCCCAGACGAAGCUGAUUUCUUCUUUGUUCCCGUUUACGUCUCCUGCAACUUCUCUACCGUUAACGGGUUCCCUUCUUUGGCCCACGCUCGCCCUUUAAUCGCCUCUUCGAUUGCUGAAAUCAAAACCAAGUAUCCGUUUUGGAACCGGACCAACGGCCGAGACCACAUGUUUGUGGCCUCCCAUGAUUACGGCGCUUGCUUUCAUGCAAUGGAGGACGUGGCUAUCGCCGACGGAAUUCCUGAGUUUUUGCGGCGAUCGAUUCUGCUGCAGACGUUCGGGGUGACCUCGCCGCACGUGUGCCAGGAAGCGGAGCACGUGCUGAUACCGCCGUACAUACCGCCGGGGAUUCUCCGAUCUCCGCCUCCGGAGACGGCGAGGAGGGACAUUUUCGUCUUUUUCCGGGGGAAGAUGGAGGUUCAUCCCAAAAACAUCAGCGGACGUUUCUGCAGCAAGUAAUUAAAGAGUCGAUCCUUAAUUAAUGAACUAGUCCAUGUAAAUUUUCAUAAAAGCCCUUCCUAAUUUAAGCAGGGCUUCGUGGC
Asparagus officinalis (garden asparagus) is the source of this 782-nucleotide messenger RNA. RefSeq names its product probable glucuronosyltransferase Os03g0107900. Lineage: Eukaryota; Viridiplantae; Streptophyta; Magnoliopsida; Asparagales; Asparagaceae. The record is from RefSeq and is a predicted model, not a curated record. The transcript has 2 exons. The coding region runs from base 1 to 699 and encodes 232 amino acids. Gene Ontology annotation, molecular function: glycosyltransferase activity.